This is a messenger RNA of Meloidogyne enterolobii, 210 nucleotides long. Lineage: Eukaryota; Metazoa; Nematoda; Chromadorea; Rhabditida; Meloidogynidae. The record is from the annotation of a GenBank genome assembly.
AUGACUGCAGAAGAUAUAGAUUUACCAAUAAUGUGGAGACCAAUAUCUUUGAAUGGAUUAGAACAAGAAAAUAGUAGAAAAUUAAUUAUUUGUUGUGCUGAUUAUAUUGUGCCUGGACAUGGAAAAAUAUUUAAAAUUAAUAAAAUUAUGAAGGAAAGAUUUAAUUGUAUUGAAAAUGAAAAGAAGAAAAGGAAAAAAGGAAAAAAUUAG